AUAUCAAACAGGGACCUCAUGAAAUAGUUUGGAGGGCACGACUUCUGAAAUCCUUGAAAAGAAUCAGUGUUUAUACUCCCUUUUGAUAACCAGGAAUUGAGCGGGGAUAAAAGCAGCCUUUACAGUCUUUCAAAUGGAGCAUGAGAGGAGCUGUUAACAAUUUAUAGGGGUCUGAAAGCAGAGGCUGGCCGCCUAUUUUUCUCAGCUGAAGUGUUGGUGUCUUAAUCCUUUACAAUCGGGAAGAAUUAUGUCAAGACCAUUUACCUGGUUAGCAGUCUUCCCUUUUACCUUCUAAGAAUCUUGAUGUUUGGUUAGAGUUUAGCUGCUGCCUCAGAAAUUGAAAUCCACGUAGCUGACCAGUUGUUCCAUUAUGGAUGGAGGGGAUGAUGGUAAUCUUGUUAUCAAAAAGAGGUUUGUGUCCGAGGCAGAACUAGAUGAACGGCGCAAAAGGAGGCAAGAAGAAUGGGAGAAAGUUCGAAAACCUGAAGAUCCAGAAGAAUGUCCAGAGGAGGUUUAUGACCCUCGGUCUCUGUAUGAAAGGCUACAGGAACAGAAAGACAGAAAGCAGCAGGAGUAUGAGGAGCAGUUCAAAUUCAAAAACAUGGUAAGAGGCUUAGACGAAGAUGAGACUAACUUCCUCGACGAGGUUUCCCGGCAGCAGGAACUACUAGAAAAGCAGCGAAGAGAAGAAGAACUGAAAGAACUGAAGGAAUACAGAAGUAAUCUCAACAAAGUUGGACUUUCUCCAGAAAACAAGAAGGAGGUGGAGAAGAAAGUGGCUGUGAAAUCCAUAGAAACCAAGAACAAGUUCUCCCAGGCGAAGCUGUUGGCAGGAGCUGUGAAACAUAAGAGCUCAGAGAGCGGGAACAGCGUGAAAAGACUGAAGUCGGACACUGACCCAGAUGACAAGAGUCAAGAAGCCCCGUCCUGCAUGUCUCUUGGAAGCACGUCCCUGAGCACUCCUUCCAUCCACUGCCCCUCUGCCGCGGUCUGUAUUGGCAUCCUCCCAGGCUUGGGUGCCUAUUCCGGCAGCAGCGACUCCGAGUCCAGCUCAGACAGUGAAGGCACCAUCAACGCCACUGGCAAGAUCGUCUCCUCCAUCUUCCGAACCAACACCUUCCUCGAGGCCCCCUAGCUCCCGUGUCCCUCCCAAGCUCCUGCCCAAGAGUAGACCGGACGGUUUGUUCUGCCUACGGGCAUUACCUCCCUCAGAACUCCUUUGCCUGCUUCCUGUGCACACCGUGACAUUUUUAACCUCAUCUAAAAAUGUGCCAGAGUCCA
This is a messenger RNA of Felis catus (domestic cat), 1281 nucleotides long. It is a transcript of the gene PSME3IP1, whose product is annotated as proteasome activator subunit 3 interacting protein 1. Gene Ontology annotation, cellular component: nucleus. The record is from RefSeq and is a predicted model, not a curated record. Lineage: Eukaryota; Metazoa; Chordata; Mammalia; Carnivora; Felidae. The transcript has 7 exons. The coding region runs from base 371 to 1135 and encodes 254 amino acids.